AGGGUGUGUUUUCUGAAGCACUGCAGCAUCAUCAGAUAGAAAAUUCUGAAGAAAAGACUCAGAGGACAGGAGACGGAAGACAGAGAGAGAAAGAAAGACAGAAUACAGACUCAGAGGAGAAUAAGGACAGAGAGACACAAAGAGAGACAAACGGAUAAACCAGAAGAAAGGAGACGGAGAGAGAGAGAGAGAGAAAGAGAGAGAGACACCUACAGAGAGGGAGGAAGUGCGUGUUUUGUGUGUGCCUGGUCGUGUGCAUCCCUCUGGAUGGGACAUUGAGAGAUGUGUGUGUCACAGCGUCAAUGGACGGGUUUCAGGGCACCGUGCCCCCCUGUCCUCCCCCUCCUCCUCCUCGCUCUGUCCUUGCUGUCAUCCAUGCCGCUGCUUGCUCAGGGCGCCAUCAACAUCCCCAAAGACUACAAAGUGCAGAACAUAUCGCAGCCUCCAGUCCUGACAGAGACGCCGGUAUCGCUCACCGCCUUUUCUACAGAAGACAUCAACCUGCCCUGUGAGGCCUCCGGGAACCCCACGCCCACUUUCCGCUGGGUGAAGGACGGCGAGGCGAUCGGCUCGGAGCGUAAAGAGUCCGGGACGCUGCGAGCCGAAGACGAGGUUCCUCUCAGCUCGUAUGAAGGCUUGUACCGCUGCUACGCCUCCAACAGCCUGGGCACCGCCGUGACGCAGAGCAUCCAGGUCAUCGUGGAGGCUCAGCCAGUUCUUCCUAAACAACAGAAAGUUCAUAAGAGCGGUAAGGAGGGGGAGAGCAUGAUGCUGACUUGCAACCCUCCAGAGAGCUCCACCCCUCCAAACAUCCACUGGAUGGACAAGAGGAUGGUGCAUAUCAAGCAGAGCGACAGAGUGAUGGUCGGCCUCGACGGGAACCUUUACUUUUCUAAUCUUCUGAAGACCGACAGCAGAGACGACUACAUCUGCAACGCCCAGUACAUUACAGCCGGAACUGUCCUCCCUGAUACCGCUGUCAGACUCACCGUGCUGCCCAGUAAUGAUGUGGUUCACGGCAGGAAGCCUCACCUCUUCCGUCCCGCGGGUUCUCACACCUCUCUGCUGGCCCUCAGAGGUCACAGCAUUGUCCUUGAAUGUAUCCCCAAAGGCCUACCGACUCCGAAGGUGAAAUGGACGAAGAAGGACGGCGACCUGGAGAAAACCAGCGGCCAGGUGGACGACUACGGUCGGCAGCUUCGCUUCUACAACAUCACUGAGGGAGAUGAUGGUGAAUACGAGUGCAGAGCCUUUAACGACCACGGCUCCACCUCACACCGUUUCACACUCAGUGUUGAAGCCUCUCCGUACUGGGUGAAGCAGCCAGAGAACCUACUCUACUCUCCAGGAGAAACCGUUCGACUCGACUGUCAGGCUGAUGGCAUCCCGACCCCGUCUAUCACCUGGAGCAUCAACGGCCAGCCACUUACAGAGGUGGACGAUGAUCCUCGCCGCAGCGCGUCUGGUGGUGUGUUGAUCCUGAGAGACGUAGAGUUCACCGACACGGCGGUGUAUCAGUGCGAGGCCGCCAACAAACACGGCUCCAUCCUGCUCAACACCCACCUCUACGUCGUGGAGCUCCCUCCUCAGAUCCUGUCGUCUGAUGGAGUCGUGUACCAAGUCAUUGAGGGCGGAGACAUCGUGCUGUUCUGUGAAUCCUUUGGCUCGCCGCGACCGCACAUCACAUGGGAGGGGGAGGACAAUGUGCCUCUGCUGUCCGACCCUCGUGUCUCGCUGCAGACCGACGGGACCAUCAAACUGUCUGGCGCCAGCCUCAGUGACAGCGGAGAGUACACCUGCUCCAUCAUACUCACCGACAUCUCCAUCACCGCUCACCUGGAAGUCCUCAAUCGAACCGUGAUCCUGGUGAGACCACAGGACGUGCAAGCGCUCAGAGGAAGCAGCGCUCUGCUGGACUGUGACUUCUACAAAGACCCUCGGCUGCUCAAGUUCCAGAUUAAAUGGAGAAAAGAUGGACAGGAGGUGCAGGAAUCGUCUCCAGAUGACAAACGCAUUAUCUUUGGGAAUGGCACCUUAAAAGUGACAGACAUCCAAUCAGACGAUGGCGGGGUUUAUUCCUGUGAGGUCAUCACUGAUCUGGACCAUGUGAAGGCCAGCGGCUCCAUCACGGUUGUCGCCCGGCCGGACCCUCCUAAAGAUCUGUCUCUGUCUGAUGUUGAGGACCACCACCUCACUCUGAGCUGGAUCCCAGGAAACUCACACAACAGCCCCAUCAUAGAGUUCAUCGUGGAGGCCCGGGAGGAGCGACACACAGAGGAGGGGAAGUGGCGGUGGGAGGAGUGGAAGAGAGUUCCUGGGGAAUUCAACCACCUGGAGCUGACCCUCCAUCGUUUCUGCACUUACCGCUUCAGGGUCACCGCUAUCAACGAGCUGGGCCACAGCGACCCCAGCAAGCCCUCACAGACAUACGAAACGCCGCCAGGUGUUCCUGACAGUAACCCGACGGGUGUGCGCAGUGAGUCCACAGACCCAAAGACUCUGCUCAUCACCUGGGAUGAGAUGGACAAGCGCUUACAUAACAGCCACGGCUUCCUGUACAAGGUGUUCUGGAGAAAGGCUGAUAGUGUACACUGGAACCACCAAGACGUAACGUCUCCGCCGUUCAGGGUAAACAACACUGGAACGUACACACCGUUUGAGAUCAAAGUCCAGGCUGUCAACUCUCUCGGAGAAGGACCGGCACCGGAGCCAGAGAUCGGACACUCUGGAGAGGAAGAGCCGGCGGAAGCACCGACUGGAGUCACAACGACUGUGAUGAACAGCACGGUCCGAGUCAAGUGGAACGAAGCCCAGAACGUCCGAGGUCUGCUGCAGGGAUACAAGAUAUACAUCAGGAGGUUGGGUCCACAUGGGGGUCGGGGCCGCAGGUCUCUGGGAAACCUGCACAAGGAGAGAGAGAAAGAGGAAAGAUCCGAGCGAGGGAUGGACAGAAACAGGGAGAGUCGGGUGGUGGUGGUCCGCGGUACGAAGACCUCAGAGGAAGUGUCGGGGCUGCAGCUGUACUCUACCUACGAGCUGUCCAUCACGGCCUUUAACAGCAAAGGAGAGAGUCCUCCCUCCUCCCCACACAGCUUCAGCACCCCCGAGGGAGCACCCGGUCCUCCUGCAUCGUUGAGUUUCGAGAGUCCUUCUGAUAAAUCCCUGAUUCUGUACUGGACUCCUCCAGAAGAAACUAACGGGCUCCUGCUGGGAUAUGUGGUGCAGUAUCGACAGGAGGUGGAGAGCACACUGCAGAUGCAGAUUAUCAGUGAUCCCAGUGUGACUCACAUUGAGUUGGACUCUCUGGACCCCAGCAGCCAUUACAUCUUCAAAGUGAUCGCACGCACCGCCGCCGGAGACGGACCACCUAUCACACGGAGGGGCGCCACCCUGCUGGAAGGAGUUCCUCCGUCCAACAUCACCAUCGUUUCCAGCAACACGUCCCUCAACCUGAGCUGGGUUCCCGGAGACAGAGAAAGGAACCACGGCUUCGUCAUCCGCUACCUCCGGAAGAGUCCCGGGGCUCAGUGGGAGGAGUCAGAGGUGGUGAACUCCACGCAGGCUUUCUAUUCGCUGACAGGCCUUCAUCCAGGAUCUCAGUACCACCUGAUGAUCAAACACGGGAACGACACUCAGUGGGAAGACGUAACGUGGACCAUUGGACCAGUGCCGUCGGAGAUGCCCGGGGGCUUCGCCACUCAGGGCUGGUUGAUCGGACUGAUCAGCGCCAUCGUGCUGCUGGUGCUGAUCCUGCUCAUCCUCUGCCUCAUCAAACGCAGCAAGGGAGGCAAAUACGCAGUGAAGGACAAAGAAGAGAAGGAGGUGGAUUCUGAAGCUCGGCCAAUGAAAGAUGAGACCUUCGGAGAGUACAGAUCUCUGGAGAGCGAUGUGGAUGAGAAGCGCUCGGACAGCCAGCCGUCUCUGUGCGUCGAGAGCAAGCUGGGCAGCGACGACUCUCUGGCGGAGUACGGAGACAGCGUGGACAUCCAGUUCAACGAGGAUGGCUCCUUCAUCGGCCAGUACAGUGGCCGUGGGCCCGUUCCCCACGGCAACGAGAGCUCCGGCCCCGCCUCUCCCGUCACCACUGUCCCGCCUCCGCCCAUUGCUCCGUCCAUGUCAAGCAUCCUCAACCGGCCCAGCUAGACACACACACACACACCACACAUGUAUUACACACACACUCAUUACACACACAGACACACACUGCCUGCAACAAAACACACUGUCUGAAUACAUUCCACAGGUUUAUGCAGUGACGAUGUUUACAGGAUGUCUCAGCUUUUCUACUCAGAGUUUAUACACACACACACACACACACACACACACAGACACACACAGACACACA
Messenger RNA from Sander lucioperca (pikeperch), 4345 nucleotides. RefSeq names its product L1 cell adhesion molecule, paralog b (gene l1camb). Gene Ontology annotation, biological process: cell-cell adhesion; brain development; axon guidance. The transcript is spliced from 29 exons. The record is from RefSeq and is a predicted model, not a curated record. NCBI's taxonomy places the organism in Eukaryota, Metazoa, Chordata, Actinopteri, Perciformes, Percidae. Gene Ontology annotation, molecular function: cell-cell adhesion mediator activity. The coding region runs from base 283 to 4143 and encodes 1286 amino acids. Gene Ontology annotation, cellular component: plasma membrane; axon.